This is a messenger RNA of Sorex araneus (European shrew), 4940 nucleotides long. It is a transcript of the gene IGDCC3, whose product is annotated as immunoglobulin superfamily DCC subclass member 3. Gene Ontology annotation, cellular component: plasma membrane; axon. The record is from RefSeq and is a predicted model, not a curated record. The transcript has 14 exons. The coding region runs from base 29 to 2353 and encodes 774 amino acids. Gene Ontology annotation, molecular function: protein binding. Gene Ontology annotation, biological process: cell-cell adhesion; axon guidance. NCBI's taxonomy places the organism in Eukaryota, Metazoa, Chordata, Mammalia, Eulipotyphla, Soricidae.
GAGCCGCGGAGCCGCGCCCGAGAGCCCCAUGGCUGUGCCGCGCGCCGCAGCCCCGCGCCCGCCCGCGCUCCUGCCGCCGCCGCCGCCGCCGCUGCUGCUGCUGCCGCUGCUGCCGCUGCUGCUGCUGCCCGCGCCCGGCCGGGCGGUUGGCCGCUCUCUGGAACUGGCGUUUGCUCUGGAGCCACGCGACGAUGUUGCCAUGGCCGGGCAGCCUGUGCUGCUGGACUGUGUGGUGGAAGGCAGCCCUCCUGUUCGCAUCAGCUGGAGGAAGAAUGGGGUGGAGCUUCCCGAGAGCGCCCAUGCCUGGGUGAUGGCCAACGGCUCCCUGGUGAUCCCUCACUUCCGGCUGGAUGGGACAGGCAGCGUUUCCGAUGAGGGGGACUAUGAGUGUGUGGCUCAGAACCGCUUCGGGCUGGUGGUCAGCCGGAAAGCUCGCAUCCAGGCUGCCAGCAUGUCCGACUUCCACGUGCACCCGCAGGCCACCAAGGGCGAGGAGGGUGGUGUGGCCCGAUUCCAGUGCCAAAUCCACGGGCUUCCCAAACCCCGGAUCACUUGGGAAAAGAACCGAGUCCCCAUCGACACAGAAAAUGAGAGGUACACUCUGCUGCCCAGGGGGGUUCUGCAGAUCACGGGCCUGCGGGCCGAGGACAGCGGCGUCUUCCACUGCGUGGCCUCCAACAUCGCCAGUGUCCGCGUCAGCCGCGGGGCCCGGCUGACGGUGUCCGGCUCUGGCUCCGGGGCCUACAAGGAGCCAACGAUCCUCGUCGGGCCUGAGAACCUCACCCUGACCGUGCACCAGACCGCCGUGCUGGAGUGCGUCGCCACCGGCAACCCCCGGCCCAUUGUGUCCUGGAGCCGCCUGGAUGGCCGCCCCAUCGGGGUGGAGGGCAUCCAGGUGCUGGGCACCGGCAACCUCAUCAUCUCCGACGUGACGGUGCAGCACUCGGGCGUGUACGUGUGCGCUGCCAACAGGCCGGGCACGCGCGUGCGCAGGACAGCACAGGGGCGCCUGGUGGUGCAAGCCCCCGCAGAGUUCGUCCAGCACCCCCAGUCCAUCUCCAGGCCAGCUGGGACCACCGCUAUGUUCACCUGCCAGGCGCAGGGGGAGCCGCCCCCGCACGUCACCUGGCUGAAGAAUGGACAAGUGCUGGGGCCCGGAGGCCACGUCAGACUCAAGAAUAACAACAGCACCCUCACCAUCUCUGGGAUCGGCCCUGAGGACGAGGCCAUCUACCAGUGCGUGGCGGAGAACAGCGCGGGCUCCUCCCAGGCCAGUGCCCGGCUGACUGUGCUGUGGGCCGAGGGGCUGCCUGGGCCCCCCCUCAACGUGCAGGCCGUGUCGGUGUCGUCCACCGAGGUGCGCGUGUCCUGGACGGAGCCCCUGGUCCACACCAAGGAGAUCAUAGGCUACGUCCUGCACAUCCGCAGGGCUGCCGACCCACCGGAGCUGGAGUACCAGGAAGCAGUGAGCAAGAGCACUUUCCAGCACCUGGUGAGCGACCUGGAGCCGUCCACGGCCUACAGCUUCUACAUCAAGGCCUACACGCCCAGGGGGGCCAGCUCGGCGUCCCCGCCCACGCUGGCCAGCACGCUGGGGGAAGCGCCGGCUCCGCCCCCGCUGUCCGUGCGCGUGCUGGGCAGCGACUCCCUGCAGCUGCUGUGGGACGCCUGGCCCCGGCUGGCCCAGCUCCAGGGAGGCUUCAAGCUCUUCUACCGGCCGGCCAGCAAGGCGGCCUUCAGCGGGCCCAUCCUGCUGCCCGGCACCGCGUCCUCCUACAACCUGACCCAGCUGGACCCCAGCGCCGUGUACGAGGUGAAGCUGCUCGCCUAUAACCAGCACGGGGACGGCAAUGCCACUGUCCACUUCGUGUCUCUCAGGGGCGCCUCUGAGAGGACAGCCCUGAGCCCGCCCUGUGACUGCCGGAAGGAGGAAGCGGGUACCCCGACCUCCACCACCAGCAUCGUGAUCGGCAUCCACAUCGGGGUCACCUGCAUCGUCCUCUGCGUCCUCUUCCUGCUGUUCGGCCAGAGGGGCAGGGUCCUCUUGUGCAAGGACGUGGAGAACCAGCUGUCCCCGCCCCAGCCCCGGAGCCAGAGGGAGCCUGGUCUCCUGGCGCUGGACGCCGGGGGCCGCGGCCAGAAGCCCGCGCACACCAAGGAGCUGGGCCAGCUGCCCCCGCCCGCAGGGGCCCCAGGACCCCCAGAGCCCAGCCCCAGUGGCCCGGUCCGGUGCGAGGAGACGCCCCUGUCCAGGCCGCUGCCGCGGGGCUUCCCUGAGGAGGGGGCCACCGCGACCCCCUGCGCAGGCCUGGCGGGUGCCCCUGCCGCCCCCUCGGCGCCCUCUGGACAGUAGCGCGUGGCCGCGCCGUGGGGACACCCGAUUCUCAGGUUAAGGGCGACACCUGUCCAUCUCGUGGGCCCCUUGGGUCUUCCAGCGCCGCAGCCUGGCUGGCCUCAGGUGGUUGGGAUGUGAAAUCGCCUCGUGGGGACCCCCCUGGACCUAAGGGGACCCCCCCCCAGACUGCCCGCCCCGAAGCCCCAACCCCGGCUAACGUCCCCUUACGGAUACCUGGUGCCACUCGACUUGGAACUGAAGUAACAUUUUCCUUUUGCAAAAAAAAAAAAAAACAGACUUAAAGAGCCCAAGUGAGGCAGUCAAGGCCCAGGUCCAGGGGUCCCAGCCAGGGUCCCCCCUCCUGACCCGCAUCGGCCCUCAGGCCUGCCACCUGGCGGGCCCGCACCUACCUCAGCCGGAAUGAAUGUCCCCCGCAGCCCCCGCAAUCCUACCUCAAGGCCCCGUGAGGGCUUCUCCAGCCCCUCCCCUCCCCCACGCGUCUGGUGUAAAAAGAAGAGACACCGCGCCCCGUGUGCAGGGGUGAAGAAACCUCUACCUCAGGGCUCGCUGCUGCGGCCUGCGUCACCCUCCUCCCUGUCCACGGAAAGUGAAGACAGAAUCAGUCAAAGAAGACGAGAAAAAGCCAAAAAAUGAGAGCACGCUUCGCUUGUCGCUCUGAUCCAGCCGGCUCGGGCUCCCCUUCCAGCCGCCCGCCCUCUGCCCGCCCCGUCCACCCACCCACCCGCUCCCACCCACCACCUCAGCCCCUCGUCCUGGCUGGAACGCCCCACGCUGCUCUCUCCUGUCCCCCCAGACUUGGCCCCUGAGGUCUCUGGCCCCGAGAAGGCCCUGCGUGCGCCCCCGCGGGCUGACCUCAGCAGGCAGGGCUGAAGCUAUUUUUAUAUGUGAGGUGUUGCAAAGGCCUUCUUUGCUGAUGCUUCUCUUUUCUGUUACGUUGUUCUUUGAAAUACUUAAAAAAGAAAAAAAAAACAAGGAAAACAAAUACCUAUUUUUACUUACACCCAGAAACUUUUUUUUUUUAAGAAGGAAAAUUUUUUAAAAGAAAAAAAAAAGAGAUAAAUGUAUAUUCCUGAAGUCUGAGACAGACCCUAAAGCACCCCCCAGCCCCCAAACUCCUCAGACCCCCAUCCUGACAUUAGCCGCUUUGCUAAUGGGAUUUUUUAUUUUCUAGAAGGUCCCUGUGGAUUCAGAGGCCUGUGCCCCGGGGCUCCCCGAAUUCCCAGGUGGCGCCCCCUCUUGCAGUGGCUUGUCUGCACCCCUUACCCUAGAACCUGUCCCUUAGCGAGAAGCCUAGGAGAAGUCGUGUCCCCUGGCCCGUCACUGCUCAUCUGACUGAGAGUCCUAUUGCCAAAGUAACCCUGAGUUUGGGUGGGGGCAAUGCUGUGUGUGCCAGGUCCCCCAGUGGCCAGCACCCCUCACCCCCCACCCUUUGUGAAGCCAAGCUGGUAAAGGACCCGAUGGAGGAAGGAACAGCCCAGGUCACACUCUGGCUGUGGCGGGGUCAGAGUUCACACCUAGUUCAGGCUGCCCGGCUUGUCCCCAUGUCCUGGGCUGGGGGUCUGAAACCACGCACUCAGCUCCGUGGUGGGUGCUGUCUGACCUUGCUGAGCCCGGCCCCGCCUACAGGAAUGUCCCUCCCCUCGCUACGGAGCCUGCUGUGACUUGACUGGACUCCCCUCCUUGCCUCCUAUGCCGGCCCCCUGCGGCCAGUCUAGGAGAAGACAUCAGGGGAAACUUGAGAGGUCACAGCCCUGGCAAAGAUCUGGGCGUCUCGGGGGACUUCGUGCUCAGGAAGAGGUGGUCACGUCUGCAGCUGCCUGGACCAGCCGUGUCCUCUGUGACCAGUGCCCCUGAGGGCCAGCGGCUCUCCCAGAAGCACACUGGGUUCCCCGGGUGUGACUCGAGUGCGGGAAUCUCUCCUGCCCAGAGCUGUGGCACUUCCAUAUGUGAGACCUUCUGUGGAGUUUUCCUUUGCAUACUUCUCAAAGAACAGUCGAGAAUUCCCUCCUGGAGGAGGGUUGGGGGUGGGCAGGACUGAGGCAGGCCGGAAAUGGGGAAAUACGAGGUGGGACGUGGCCCGGCUUCCUGUAGCCGUUGACUUGCCUGAUUUUCCCAAAGGCAAAGACUCAACCCAGACAUGAUGCUUCCUCUCUUUCCAUCUGAAUCACUCUUAGCAGUGCUCAAGGGACCAUAUGUGAUGCCAGAGAUCGAACCCAGGUCUGCCGCAUGCAAGGCAGGUGCCGACCCUCUGUACCAUCGCUCCUGCCUCUAUGUCUCCUUCCUUCCUUCCUUCCUCCCGCCUUCCCGCCUUCCUCCUUCCCUUCUUCCUUCCUUCCUCCCUCCCACGUUCUUCCUUCCCUUCAGAGGAUGGCAAGACUCUAAGAUGGGGACCGACGCAGUAGCCAGAGAAAUGCUACAGGGGCCAAGGCACUUGCCCAGCACGCUGUUGAUCCCAGUGUAGCCCACAGCCCCCCAGGUCUCCUGAGCCCCACAAGAGUGAUCCCUGAGCCAGGAUUAAGAUCUGAGGACUGCUGGGUGUGCCAGACCCCCAAUAAAUAAAAAUAAAUAAAACAUUCAAACAGUC